UACACAAAACAAUUGUCUUAAAAUUUGAUUAUUCUAGCAUUUGAAACAGUCAUAAUUAUACAAAUCUUAUUACUAAUACCUUGCUCAGGACAACUUUUAUGAUAUUAUAGCGCACCCGAGACGAACCUUCGUUAAGCCUUCGUUGACAUUUUCAGUAUGGUAUAAAAAGCGUACUUGCCAUGUAAAGCCAUUUUAUGUGUUAUUUAAUAAAUACAUGGUAAACAAAAGGUUCGUAAAAUAUAAUAUUCUUUAUAUAUAUAGAGAUCAAUUCUUUUUCUGUAAGAAAUUUGAUGAAGUUGAUAAAUUGCAUAUAUUUUGUUAUGGAAAUAUUAAAAUCGAGGGAUGAAGCUAUUGUUUGUUCAGAAUAUUAAUUUAUUUUGUUCACAAAUUUUCUAUUCCAGAUAUCAUACGAGGAAUCAAUAUGUUUAAAAACAUUGUGAUUCUGAUAACCUUGAUCCUGACUGUAUGUCAGUGUCAGCCUGAUCCAGUACCACUUGAAAGAGGCGGCGCUCCAACUUUGGACCCGUUUAAUACUGCACCAUGUGAGAAUAUAUUUGGAUCUCCUGUCCCUGAGCCACCUACUCAAUUUUCGGACUGGGACGAGUCUUUACUCAGUGAUGACUGGUGGCCCUAUGUGAUGAUAGCUAGCAACAACUCGGUUUUGUUUAGCCAAUUUCCGAGAGAAAGCAAUUGUACACCACCUUGGAGUCCUGUAGACGAAUCGGAAGAAAUACAUCACCCAACAAAAUCACCUGAAAGGAGAAUUACUUAUUUCUGGCAGUCGUCUUGCCCGUAUAAAGCGUCGUGGUUGGGCAAAUUUACACAGAGAGUUCCAGGUAAAAAAUUUGAUGAAACAUGCUACUUACUGUGGCCAUGUUGUCAACAAGUAAGGAUUGUCAAAUGUAAUACGACAAUAUGUAAUACCGGCACAUAUUGCAAAGACGACAAGAUUCCCCACAAACAUAAUUCAGUAUGUUUAGAGACCCAUUUCCGUGAGUAUAAGGACAUUUACGUGUUCUGUCCGAUUACGUACGUGCAGGAAAAUGGAGAUUGGGUCGGGAUAGAUUGUAGAAGUAAUCCUCAUCGCUGUCUGAAACUGGUAACAAUAUCAGUGCCACAGUGCUGCGAAUGCUGGUCGUGUCGAGGUAAACAUGAUCAUUAAACCGACGAGAAACCAUGCCAAGCUGAUAAACAAGAUAACAGUCAUUAUUGUUACUGUUAGAUAAACUGAUUGUCAGAUAUAUAUCGUUUGAUAUC
Messenger RNA from Ruditapes philippinarum (Manila clam), 1257 nucleotides. RefSeq lists its product as uncharacterized. The record is from RefSeq and is a predicted model, not a curated record. Bases 422 to 1162 code for a protein of 246 amino acids. The transcript has 6 exons. Lineage: Eukaryota; Metazoa; Mollusca; Bivalvia; Venerida; Veneridae.